AUGUUAGCCAAGGUUUCUCUAACGCGAAGUCCUCCAGCGAAGGAUGGUGAUGAUCAGGAAGUGGGAUUGUUGCUGACAUCAUAUGAUCACACACUCAUUGUCAAAAAAAUCUCCCGUGAGGAGGUGGAAGACAUGCACAAUAUCCUUUCAGAAUACCACCAGCAUAUCGUAACAUGUCAUGGUAGCACACUCCUUCCUCAGUUCCUUGGCAUGUACCGUGUGACUGUAGACAAUGAAGACACAUACUAUCUUGUAGUCAUGAGGAAUAUGUUCAGUCAUCGGCUCAAUGUCCACAGGAAAUAUGACCUCAAGGGGUCCUUGGUUUCUCGAGAAGCUAGUGAUAAAGAGAAGAUAAAAGAUGAAGCAAUCAUGGUGACAGCGUGCCUCAGAUCCAACAUGCAGCGAGUGUAUAUCAGUGAAGAGGAGAAAGAAAAGCUUUUAGAUAAACUACACAGGGACGUAGAGUUUCUUGUGCAUUUAAAGAUCAUGGACUACAGUUUGCUGCUGGGCAUUCAUGAUGUCGGAAGGGCAGAGUGAGAGCAAGAUGGAGAAAUGAAAGAUUCUUGGAGUGAAGAGGAAGAGGAAACAGAGAAUAACCUGUCCCGUUCAGCUGUGGGGUCUCCCGGUACCUCCUUGGAGGGUAUUGCCGGGUACAUGAACUCUUACAAACCUCUCAACCCGGGAGAGUUUGAUCCUUACAUUGGUAAGUAUGCCAUCCAGAGUGCAGCUGGUGCCCCACAAAGAGAGGUUUACUUCAUGGGCCUUAUAGAUAUUCUGACCCAGUAUGACACCAGGAAGAAAGCUGCCCAUGCGGCAAAAACAGUCAAGCAUGGAGCUGGAGCAGAGAUUUCUACAGUUCAUCCUGAACAAUAUGCCAAGCGGUUUCGAGAUUUCAUCGCAAACAUCUUUGCUUACUGA
Myxocyprinus asiaticus (Chinese sucker) is the source of this 918-nucleotide messenger RNA. RefSeq names its product phosphatidylinositol-5-phosphate 4-kinase, type II, gamma b (gene pip4k2cb). Gene Ontology annotation, molecular function: phosphatidylinositol kinase activity. The record is from RefSeq and is a predicted model, not a curated record. NCBI's taxonomy places the organism in Eukaryota, Metazoa, Chordata, Actinopteri, Cypriniformes, Catostomidae. Gene Ontology annotation, biological process: phosphatidylinositol metabolic process.